Molecule: messenger RNA, 908 nt
Organism: Gamsiella multidivaricata
Lineage: Eukaryota; Fungi; Mortierellomycota; Mortierellomycetes; Mortierellales; Mortierellaceae
Product: ras guanine nucleotide exchange factor domain-containing protein
Exons: 2
Coding region: 74-562 (162 amino acids)
Biological process (GO): positive regulation of GTPase activity; Ras protein signal transduction
Cellular component (GO): plasma membrane
Molecular function (GO): guanyl-nucleotide exchange factor activity
Source: RefSeq, a predicted model, not a curated record
GGAUGGUCGGUCGGUCAUGAUAGAUCAAUAGAUUAACCCUGCUGUGUCUGAUACAUCUUAGAUCCUGCGCGGCAUGGGCAACUUCAACACAACGAUGGCGAUCAUCGGAGCGAUGAAUACGUCCUCGAUCCAUCGACUGGUUCAGACCAGAGAAUUGUUGCAGGGAAAGGAUGUUUGGACGACGUUCAAGGAACUGGAGCACCUUAUGAGCUCUGAACGCAGCUUUUAUGAAUACCGUCAGGCUCUCAAGGCACAGAAGUUGCCGUGCAUUCCAUAUCUUGGCGUUCAUUUGGGCGAUCUGCUGUCGAUCAGCGAGGGCAACCGCGACUUUCGCCAGGACGGAACCAUUCACUGGCAAAAGUUUUGUCUGCUCACAGAGGUCAUUUCGACCGUGAUGCACUUCCACACGGAGUCGUAUGGGAUCCAGCCAGACCCGUUCAUCUCCCGGGUGAUCACAGACACACAUGUUCUGGAUGAUGAGGAGCUGUACACGAAAUCCGUCGGCACCGAGCCUGGGAAGCUGCACCACUCUCGUAGCCUCAGCAAAUUCAACUUUUUUUGAAAAAAAAAAAAAAAAAAAAAAAAAACCAGCUCGCAUCUGUCUCCCAUCAUCCCUCAUUCAUUGUAUAUAUUCAUUUUUGCAAAACAAACAAGCAAACAAACAAAACCCCUCUUUAUCGCCCAGCUAGCACCGUACUGCUACCACAUUCGACACAUCUUCAUUGUACAUUUUUAUACUUUUUAUUAUCGCAACGCCGCGCCUUUGAUCCUCCACACUACUGUUCUAUUCACACGGGUAAGAACCAUCUCUCGUAAUAAACACUAUCCCUUAGACCGUUUCAACUGGAAAGAGAGACAACCACCUAGGAUAAAGUUUAACUGAUACGGCCAGUACAGUUAUUCUUGCU